CGAGUUUUUCUUUCAUUUCUUUCAUUUCCAUAUUUUCAGAUUCAUUUUUUUCGAUUUCCAGAGAAAAUUCGAUUCGAUGGUUUUCGUACGUAUCUACGUAAACGUUUACCUUUGCCUUUGAAUUAACGCACGCUCGAAGGAACAACGCAGAAUCGAGCGACGAAAAUAUGGAGAUCGAUUCGAGAGAGAGAGACAGAAAGAAAGAAGAAAGAAAGAACGAGAAUGAGAAUAAUAUUGUACGCGUUUUUAUUGCACUCGUUGUUCCGUCUUGUCCACGCGAUGGAGGGGGAGGAGACGACGUUGGCCGGAGUGGAAAAGAGGGAGGAGAAGGAGGAGGAGGAGGCGGAGAUGGACAUGGAGGAGGUGGGGAUGACGGAAGAGGUUAUGGAUCCGAAAAUAAAGAUAACCGAUGUGCCCGACGUGGAAGAAACAACCGAGGAGUUCGACCCGACUUGGGACAAAAACAAAGUAAUACGAGACGUGGCCUAUUACAUACGUGGCCACAAAUUUGGCGAUUUCGAUCGUCGCUAUUACAAGAGGUACGAGGACGCGGCGAAAAAGCCGUACGAGGAAUUCCCGAAGCCGGCUCUGAGAUCUCUGCACUGGGAGGUGCACAGAUACUGCGACGCAAGUUUCCUCGAGUGUCUGAGAUAUCUCGAGGGCGUCAUUGAGCAGACCGCGCUGAAACGGCAGGACGACACCAUCACAGCUAUAAAUGAACAGAAAUGGGCCUUGCCCGACAAUAUGCAGCAGAUACUGUCCGUUCAAAGGGAAUGUCUAAACGCGAUGGAGCGUGACAAAAAAGUGAUGCCGCCGUUCGAAGGUCCGAUAGAACGAUUUCAGUGGCGCACCACGGUGAGUUAUUACAUGUGCUGGUACACGAUGCUCGGCGUUCCAGAGCUGAGCAUUUUCGGGGAGCCGUGCGACAAUCACGCGAACUGCGAGAUCCGGCCAACGGGGGAUCCGAGGGCCGAUGACACGGAACCGUAUGCCUGCGCCCUUUACAGCUUCUGCCCGGAUCAUUGUUGUCCCAUGAAACGUAUCGGGGAUAUGACGGAUUGCUACCAGUCUGAGGCCAACCCCUGUUACGCUGGGAACGAACCAGGGAAUAGAGAGUGCAAGUUGAGCCGAGAGAAGAAUCAAGAUUUUUUGAGCUUGGUUGGGAAUCAGAGCUGCCAAUGCGGCGAGCCCGGUUACGAGUGGUCCGCGAGAUACGGCCUUUGCGUGGACAUAAACGAGUGCGUCCGCGGCGAACACCGUUGUUCCGUAGAUGAAGGGGAGACGUGUUGGAACAUGCCUGGCGGUUACGAGUGCGUUUGCAAAUUUGGUUACACUUACGAUGAGGAGAAGAGGGAGUGCGUGGAGAGCCCCGAGGUUGCCCUCGUGUUGGCGGGGUGGAAAGAGGAGGAGAACGUCACCGAGGAGAAGAACAUUAUCGAGAUGAUCGUGAAAACUCUCGCCAGAGCUGCUGCCAAUCGUCCCGUGAUCGAUCGUUCGAUCCUUUUCACCGUGAUGAUCGUCCCACGCCUCUUUUCGUUCCGAGAAAUAGUCGGGGAUGCGAUAAUACCUCUUUCGCCCUUUUUACAGACAUAUAGUAGAAUGGAACAAGACACUUAG
Messenger RNA from Apis dorsata (giant honeybee), 1617 nucleotides. RefSeq names its product vitamin K-dependent protein S-like. The transcript is spliced from 5 exons. Gene Ontology annotation, molecular function: calcium ion binding. The coding region runs from base 223 to 1617 and encodes 464 amino acids. The record is from RefSeq and is a predicted model, not a curated record. Lineage: Eukaryota; Metazoa; Arthropoda; Insecta; Hymenoptera; Apidae.